Messenger RNA from Erigeron canadensis, 945 nucleotides. Its product is annotated as deSI-like protein At4g17486. Lineage: Eukaryota; Viridiplantae; Streptophyta; Magnoliopsida; Asterales; Asteraceae. The coding region runs from base 90 to 776 and encodes 228 amino acids. Gene Ontology annotation, biological process: protein deubiquitination. The record is from RefSeq and is a predicted model, not a curated record. The transcript is spliced from 3 exons. Gene Ontology annotation, molecular function: deubiquitinase activity.
AGUACACUUUCACAUUUUUGAAUCCAUUUUUCGAUCACUUGGUGUUUGGUAAUUAAUCUCAUAGUUUUGGUCAUUUUCAACGAAAAUUAAUGCUAAGAAGAGGUAGGAAUUCACCAAGAUGUCGAAAGGCUGGAUCCGUUCCUGUUUAUCUUAAUGUGUAUGAUAUCACUUCCAUGAAUGGUUGUACUUAUUGGCUUGGCCUUGGUGCCUACCAUUCGGGCGUUCAAGUGCAUGGAGUUGAGUUUGCAUUUGGAUCUCAUGACCAUGCGACGACUGGAAUCUUUGAAGGAAAACCGAAACAAUUUGAAGGAUUUGUGUUUAGGAAACAAAUUAUGAUCGGAUGGACGGAUAUGAAUCUAAGGGAGGUGAGAAGAUUCAUGGAACAAUUUGCUGAAAACUACAAAGGAAUUUCGUAUAACAUGAUCACUAGAAACUGCAAUCACUUUUGUAACGAAGCUUGUCUUAGACUCACCGGAAACCCUAUUCCAAGUUGGGUUAAUCGUCUUGCUAGAAUCGGUUUAUUGUGUAAUUGUAUAAUUCCUACAAGUAUAAGUUCGUGUAAAGUUGGAAUUGAAGACAACGUGUGUAAUGAAGAAGAGAAAGCUGAACUAUGGAAGCGUUCAAGUAGGUUCACCUCAUCUUCAAGUUCUACAUCAUCGUCUGAAAGAUCAACUGUGGCAUCAACUACUAUUGAUUUAAGGAGAAGCUUUGGAACAAGAAGUUUUGUUCCCCCGUCUUCACCAUUUCUUCUCGACUGUUCAUAUUCUUCAUCUUAGUUCUACCAUAUUAAUUCAAGUCGAAUUUUCAAUCUUACUAAGUGUAGUUUUCCUUUUUCUCUAGCAAGGAAAAAUGAAUAAAACUUCAUGUAACGACAAUGUUAUUGCAAUCAGAGUUUGGUAGCAAAGGUCUCAUGAGGCGAGACCUCAAUGGCUUGAAUUACCUGCC